CCACAAUUUAAAUGAGUAGAGAAGAUAUUAAAGAUGGCACCACAGCUAAGCCUUUGCAGAAGAAGGCCAAGAGGGCUAAGAAAUCCAAGGGGAAAUCAACACCAAAGAACUCUAAAAAGGGUAAGAGCGAUAAGAAAUUGGUUGCCCUCAGCAGGAAGGUACUUGUUUGAUUGAAGAGUCGUAAGGAAAGUACAGGUACAGAGAUAGCAUACCAGAUAAUGGACAUAUUAGCAAAAGAGGAAGGAAAGAAACUUGACUUUAAAAAUGUUCAGAGGAGAGUUUAUGACGCUUUGAAUGUCUUCUCAGCAUUGAAUAUCGUAAAAAAAUCAAAGAACAAAGUUUCCAUCACUGAGCACGGCUUGGAAUAUUUGAAGAAAGAUGGGAGCACUAUUCCUAUAAAACUCGAGCCUGUGAAACAGCCAGUUAAAUCUCCUGUGAAUCAAAGAGUUAUGAGUGAUGAUAUGAAGGCUCUCCAGACUAAAGUCGACAAAAAGAUGGAAUCAAUACAGCAUAGAAGAAAUUUGAUUAAGGAGAAGGCUCUGCAGAUGUUUCUUCUCAAAAAGUUAGUCGUCAAGAACUGCUCAGAGCAGUUUAACAUCCUUGGGGAUACAAAGAAAGUUAAGCUUCCUUUUAUUCUCUGCAAGCUAGACAAAGAUACUGAGUAUGAUGUUUCAGUUGGGGAUGAUCGCAAGUCUCUCAUGAUUAAUUCUGAGCUGAUCCCCUCUUUUUAUAAUGAUAAUCAUGUCCUUGCAGAGCUUCAUGACAUCAAGAAUAACCUUAAAGAGAACGAAGUCAAGGAGAUGCUUGGAAACACUUGCUAUAACCAGGUCAGAGCAGCUUUGUAUAAGGACAAGAUUUCAAAAAUCUUGGUCCCGAAGAAAUCAGAGUCUAAAAUGACCAUUCCACAGAGAAAUUUGACAAAGAAAUCAGAAGGAGAGUUACAAUUACAAUGCAAAGAAAAGACCAUUAUUGAUUCGUCGAUUGAUACCCCUUCAAAGAUUUCUCAGUCAAAGAUGUCUAAGAGAGAGAAGAAAGCCAUGAGAAAGAGGCUACUCUCUCCAAAUUUUGAUAAAGAGAAUCAUUCAAUUUUGAAUAUGAAUGAGAUAAAAGAGGAAGAGAUUAACUCUCGAAGAGAAAAUCUUUCCCAGUUUAACACCCCGCUCAGAGGAGAAGCUAAUAAUUCGAGCAUCUUGGACAAAAUGUUAUAUAAGAACUGCUUUGAUAGCUGUGAUAGCAAGAGCCCUAUCCACUUGAGUAUGUAUGAAGAGAAGGAUUUUGAACAAGACAUUGCUCCUAUUACAAAAUUCCUCGGGUCUCACCGUAAUAUCUUAGCUGAGGAUUACGAAUCUGAAAUUGGCGGAGAAGUAAAAUUUGAGGCAAAUGAACUCUCUCCCUUGCAAGAUAAUUUCAGAAAUAUUUGGCGCUCUUGUAUUGACAGCGACGAGAAGAAACAUAUUUCAAAGAUAAGCCAUCAGCCUAGAGAGCUUGAAAAGAUGCCUGCAAAGAGAAGUGCUUGAAAAGAUUUUAGUAAUCUGAACUCAAACUACUCGCCAAUCAAUGAAAAUAACUUUUUAUCUCCCACAAAAGAUCUUUGAUUGUCAAGAGGAAUGAUUUCCUCUCCAUUUAUGGUGAAAUCUCCUCUACUGAAGGCUAUUCCAGCUCUGUCUAAGGUUCUCAACAACCAUAGAGAUAUUUUUGAUGAUGAUAUAACCAAGGCAGAGAAUUCAAAUUUAUUUUCCAACAAAUCAAAUCAAAUACAAUAAUUGAUAGCGAUAAUUGCUUGUCCUAGCUUCUAGUUUGUCUGCUUCUUCUCCUGAUAUGGGUCAUUUGGGUGGGAGAUAUCCUUAGCCGUUUAAUAUUUUACAUCUGUUUCAGUAAAUUUAUCAUCACCAACC
Messenger RNA from Moneuplotes crassus, 1895 nucleotides. The record is from the annotation of a GenBank genome assembly. Lineage: Eukaryota; Ciliophora; Spirotrichea; Euplotida; Euplotidae.